AUGCCCGCUGGCAAAAGCAACGCCUCACUAUUUGCCAGUAUCUGCGUGUCCGUGUCUGUUGUCCGUUUUUUUCGGGCGUCUUCGUCAACUAGUGAGGAGCUGGGGCGCAGUGUUUCAUCGCUGGCAAAUCAGAAGCCUGAUCAGGGUCCACUGUGGCCAGGCCAGGGGCGGAUCUCGAUCUGGAAGCAAAGCUUGAACGAUCAACAGAUUCACGGCGAGGAGGAAGCUGAGAGGAAUGCUCGACGAGCGAACCCCACUGGUUACGAAGGGGAACCAAACUCAUGGCCCAAGAGACGAAAACUUCUCCACAACCGUUCAUCUAAUUUUAGAGCAUGA
Molecule: messenger RNA, 336 nt
Organism: Histoplasma capsulatum G186AR
Lineage: Eukaryota; Fungi; Ascomycota; Eurotiomycetes; Onygenales; Ajellomycetaceae
Exons: 1
Coding region: 1-336 (111 amino acids)
Source: RefSeq, a predicted model, not a curated record